GAUGAGAUGGUUUGGCCCAGAUGGAUUGUUGCAUUGCCUCUUGAUGGGCCACUAGAUGCACUGAACACAGAAUGGCUUGACGCUAACGAUACAUCUGCUCUAUCUGUGAUUUCUAUCACAUUUUGCCUGUGCACGUACUCCCUCGCCGAGCACAUUUUUCUUCAGCAAACGUAGGAGAAAGGAAAAACAGGCAAAACCACAACAAGUGCAACUGUCCCCUUUCAUAUUUCGAAAGGUUUACCGACGGCUCUGCGACGGUGUGGGGUUCGCAGGAACCAACUGCACAUUUUACCCCGAAACUUCAUCUGGUUACGCUAAUGAACUGAACUACCACUGAGUUCUCACAGCGAGUUGUUUUAGGUCAGCGCGAAUUACUCAAAAGUGCGUGAAAACCAUCUUUUUAACGUCAACCCAGGUAUAAUUACUCAACACUUGCAACAUGGCUGCUGCGGGGACGGCAGCGAGAAAAGUUUAACACUGACGUGGGAGAAGUUUUAUGCGAAUGCUAGUUGGCACAUGAGUUUCUCUCAAGAUAACAGAGUCGUCAGCGGUCUCUCCCAGCCUGGCACUGCUGUCCCCGGACUCACGAACCAGUGGAUGAACCGUGCGAGAGCCGCCUCCUCCUCUGAAGUCACCGCCGACAGCCACUGCAGUGGACUUAGUGGGAAAACUGUGGUGUCUUCUUCUCCAUCGUAAGCUGUGGUGGCGUUAAGGGACUUGUCGUCCGGCGACAGGCUGUGUUUCGAGCUAAAAUGCAUUUUUCCAUACCCGAGACGGAGGUUCGCUCGGGAGAAAAUGGAUCGACCUAUGUGGCCUACAACAUCCAUGUCAAUGGUGUCCUGCACUGUCGGGUACGCUACAGUCAACUUCUUGGCCUCCAUGAACAGAUAAAGAAAGAAUAUGGCAGCAAUGUGGUGCCUGCCUUCCCCCCAAAGAAGAUCUUCACACUGACUCCUGCUGAGGUCGAACAGAGACGGGAACAGCUGGAGAAAUACAUGCAGGCUGUGCGUCAGGAUCCCUUGCUUGGGGGCAGUGAGAUGUUCAACAGCUUCUUAAGGAAAGCACAGCAGGAGACGCAGCAGAUUCCCACAGAAGAUGUUGCGCUAGACAUCUGCCUCUCCAACGGUCAGAAGGUUACAGUCAACAUUCUGACCUCAGAUCAGACGGAGGAUGUCCUUGAUGCCGUUGCAACAAAGCUUGACCUUCCAGAUGACCUCGUUGGUUAUUUCAGUCUCUUCCUUGUUCGUGAGGGUGUGGAUGGAGGUUUAACAUUUGUGCGGAAGCUGCAGGAGUUUGAGCUGCCUUAUGUAUCCAUUACCAGCUUGCGGAGCUCUGAAUUUCACAUACUCCUACGGAAAAGCUUUUGGGACAUGGCAUAUGAUAGUGAUGUGAUGGACAACAGAGUUGGCCUGAAUCUGCUGUACGCCCAGACAGUGUCUGACAUUGAGCGAGGCUGGAUACUCGUCAACAAAGACCAGCACAGGCAGCUCAAGUCACUGCAGGAGAAAGGCUCCAAGAAAGAGUUGAUCCAUCUAGGUCAGACGCUCAAAUACUAUGGCUAUAUCAAGUUUGACCCAUGUAUUACUGACUUCCCCGAGAAGGGCUGCCAAGUCAUCGUCAGUGCCGGCAACAAUGAGCUCAACUUCCACGUCAAGCUGCCCAACGAACAGAUGAAGGAGGGAAGCUUCAAGGUCACGCGCAUGAGGUGUUGGCGAGUCACGUCUUCUCAAGUCCCAAUAGCCAACGGUACAACCAAUCCCUGCAGCUCAGCCAAAUGCGAGGUCAAGCUGGAGCUUGCCUUCGAGUAUCUGAUGAGCAAGGACCGCCUCCAGUGGGUCACCAUCACCAGUCAGCAGGCUAUCAUGAUGAGCAUCUGCCUUCAGUCUAUGGUGGAUGAAUUAAUGGUGAAGAAGUCAGGAGGCAGCAUAAAAAAGAUGCUGAGGAAACGACACAACGGCUCCAUCCACCGAACAGACAGACAGCAAGCUGUGAAAUCUCCCCCUCUGCUGGACUCCCCUGACCCGAACCGUGAACAAAUCGUCAAACUCUCAACCAAGCUGAGCUCAGUGUCCCUCCGGGGGAUCAGCGCCUCCAACUCAGCAAACGACAUCAGUGGCAAUGAUUUCCACGGCAACUAUGCUUUCGAGGGAAUCGGGGACGAUGACCUGUAACGACUCCCCGUUCUCCCUCCUCGCCUCCUCAUUCCACUGUCAACAACUGGGAUGACAAAGAUUACGAGCUGAGCUGAGCUGAGCCGAGCGAACCACACACUCGUCCAAUUCUGCAAGAUUGUAGCUUCUUCCUGGAGAAAUCGCUGCCUUAAGUUCUCAUUUAAUCUUUGAUAUUGUCCUUUCUUUUAGACUCUUAAAAGCUCAUCCAUUUGUAUUUGAGUUACAGUCAUCAUAUUCACUUGUCCCCGUGUUAUUAAACUUGUGGCAAUAUACAGAGUGCGUAGCGUGUAAAGCUGCAGGUACUCAAAUAGGGAUGCUUUCUGUAUGUUACUGUCUGACAAAUUCCUACUUCUGUUUCAUUCACAGGGAUCACUAUUUCAUCAACAGUAUGUGUGAGGUUCUAUCAUGCAGUUAAAAUGAGGUACAACGGUAAAUUAAUAUUUUAUAAACUACAUGGGGGAAACCCACUAGAUCCGGGAUUCUUCCUCCAGAGGCUGCAUGUUCCUUUCCACCCAGAGAGCCAAAUGUUUAGUUAGACCUGGCACUAGUGAUGAUACAGCAGCGGAGCCGGACGUCGAUAAUUCUCGACAUGACCCGGAGUCCAGCGAAUGUGAUGAAAUUGAUCUCUAUUCAGAGCACCUGCCUAUUUUUAUGGAUGAUCAGUGUUUGGCUUGGCUAUAUACCAAAAUGUCACGUUUUUAUACUGUCAGUCAUGCUCUUUGUGCCAUACUAUUCACGUGCCAAGUCAGUAAAUAUCUUAGCAAGAUACCAGUGGUGUUUUUCAGCUCACGUUUGAGGCACAGUAACUCAUACUGCCUUCAGUAAUAGUCUGAUGCCUUAACUUUUACUUCACCUAAUUAAAAAAAAAAAAAAAAAAAAAA
This is a messenger RNA of Xiphias gladius (swordfish), 3052 nucleotides long. It is a transcript of the gene snx17, whose product is annotated as sorting nexin 17. Bases 753 to 2171 code for a protein of 472 amino acids. Gene Ontology annotation, cellular component: early endosome. Lineage: Eukaryota; Metazoa; Chordata; Actinopteri; Istiophoriformes; Xiphiidae. Gene Ontology annotation, biological process: signal transduction; intracellular protein transport. The transcript has 15 exons. The record is from RefSeq and is a predicted model, not a curated record. Gene Ontology annotation, molecular function: phosphatidylinositol binding.